Molecule: messenger RNA, 3167 nt
Organism: Schistocerca nitens (vagrant locust)
Lineage: Eukaryota; Metazoa; Arthropoda; Insecta; Orthoptera; Acrididae
Product: glucose dehydrogenase [FAD, quinone]-like
Exons: 9
Coding region: 48-1964 (638 amino acids)
Molecular function (GO): flavin adenine dinucleotide binding; oxidoreductase activity, acting on CH-OH group of donors
Source: RefSeq, a predicted model, not a curated record
CGGCAGGGAAGUCCACCGCCGAGAUCGCUCCUGGACACCUGUGCACCAUGGGGACGCAAGCUGCCGUGACGUUAGUGCUGCUGCUAUUGCUGGUGGCGGCGCUGGGGACAUCCGCCGCGCCCUACGCCCCCCAGUCGCCCUUCGGCGCCCCCGCGCAGCCCAAGGGCAAGUGCGACUGCUCGCCGGCGGCCGACUCGCCGCCAGUGGUGGGCAACCCGGGCACGCCCCCCAUGGUCGCCGUCGAGAGGACGCUGCAGCGCCAGUGCGACCUGGUGGACCCCACCGCCUGCCUCGACACCAGCGGCGACGGCCUCGACGGGGAGACGGACUUCGUGGUGGUGGGUUCCGGCACUGCGGGCAGCGUGCUGGCGUGCCGCCUCUCGGAGGACGGCCGGCACCGCGUCACGCUGCUGGAGGCGGGACCUCCCGCCCCCGCCGCCGCCGCCGCCCCCAGCCUCUACCACGCCUACGAGGGCACCGUGCUCGACUGGAACUACGAGCUCGAGAAGGACCCUAACAGCUGUCUCGCCAGCACCUGUCGCUGGCCGCGAGGGCGCGUGGUGGGAGGCACGAGCGUGCUGCACGGCAUGAUGUACAUGCGAGGACACCCCUGGGACUACGACCGGUGGGCGCAGUCGGGCUGCCGCAGCUGGUCCUGGAAGGAUGUGCUGCCCUACUUCCUGCGCUCCGAGGACAACCUCGACGUCAAGAGGCGCAGUGACUUCGUAGACCCGUCGCUGCACGGCACGGACGGCCCGAUGACGGUGCAGCGCUUCAACUGGCAGCCGCGGCUGGUGGACCAAAUGCUGCGCGCCGCGUCGCAGCUGGGCCAGCGCGUCGGCCACGACCCCAACGGCGCCUCCGGCCAGCUGGGCUUCACGCCCGCGCAGGCCACCACCGUGCUCGGCGCCCGCUCCAGCCUGCUGCGACAGUUCUGCGGCGGCUCCGCGCGCCGACCCAACCUCAGCAUCGUCACCAGGGCUCAGGUGACCCGUGUACUGGUAGACCCACAGUCAAAGCGGGCCACAGGCGUGGAGUAUAUGCGAAAGGGCAAGACACGACGACUCAUGGCCGCCAAAGAGGUCAUCCUCAGCGCUGGAACUGUCGCAUCGCCGCAGAUCCUCCUCCUGUCUGGAAUCGGUCCUAAGGAGCAUUUGCAGAAAGUCGGGAUACCCGUCAUCCAUCACUUGCCUGGUGUUGGAAGACGGCUCCAGAAUCAUGUUUCAUACAAGAUGAGGGUCCAGCUGAACAACUGGAAGCAGGAAGCACUGCUGAACAAUGGAACACUUCAUGAAUAUGUGAAGAAGAGAGUAGGACCAAUAACCUCCACAGGAAUGUCACAGCUGACAGGCUUCAUCCGAACCAAGUACGCACCUCAGAUGCCCGCGAAUCUGCCAGAUGUGCAGAUAUUCUUCGCUGGUGAGCAGGCUAAUGGUUCUUCUGUAGUGAGCAGCUCCUCACCUCCAGCAUACAUAGACAUUGUGCCCACACUGCUUCGACCAGAGAGUCGUGGUUACUUAGAGCUACGCAGCAAGGACCCGUUCCAGCCACCACGCAUAUUUGCCCAGUACUUCAGAGAUACAUUUGAUGUCAAGGUGCUGAUUGAGGGCAUCAGAUUUGUGCUUGAAUUCGUCAGAACACCAGCCAUGAGAGAGCUGGGUGCCAAUCUUACACCUGAACUGACCCAGGGCUGUGAAAGAUAUGUGGCAGGAUCAGAUGACUUUUGGGCUUGUGCUGUAAAACGCUACACAGGCCCUGAGAAUCACCAGGUGGGAACGUGCCAAAUGGGUGACCCGUACAAUCCUAACACUGUCGUUGAUCCCCAACUCAGGGUAGUAGGAAUAAAAGACCUGCGUGUUGUAGAUGCCUCUAUAAUGCCACAUGUUCCCUCAGGCAACAUUAAUGCACCUAUUGUCAUGGUUGCUGAGAAAGGCGCACAAAUGAUCAGAGAUGAUUGGCACUGACGUCACAUCUUCGUGAACACAAAUGCAACACCAGUGAAAUAAUGCAGCUACGUGUAUUAACAAGAGGCUUAUGUUAGUCAAUAUUAUUGAUCUAUUUCUGAGAUUCGUGAUGUAUGUAUGUGUGUGUGUGUGUGUGUGUGUGAGUGUGCGCAGCCCGUGGUGUAGUAUAAUUGUGGUUUCACACUUAUUUUUAAUUUUGAAGUCUUCUUGUAUUUAUUCAGAUAUUUUCAGUGUUGAAGGGGUUUACUUAAGUUUAAUCAGUUUCUCUCAAGCAAUUUCAACAUCUCUACUUUUCCUUUGGCAAAAACUUUUACUUCUGGUACUGUGUACAACUGAAUUUUUUUUUAGUUGUUAACAUGCUCCUAGAACAUUUCUCUUCUACCCACAUUCUGUUCUUAUCUUACGAUGUUACUACAUUUUUCUUUGAACAUUAGGUCUCAGAAAAUUAAUAAACUCUAUGAAGGAUCUGUCUGUCCCUUCUCAGAAAAUGAUUACUAUGAAUGCCACAUAAAUGGACAAUGAAAGUUUUCAUUUUCCAUAGUUUCCCCUUCAGUUUAAUUCAUUUAUACUGAAACAAGAGUAUUUAAUAAUACCUUUAUGUAUAAUUUGCCUUGUUAUGGGCACACCUACAACAUUCAGGCUGUGAGUCUAUUUCUACCUCUUGCACAUUUUCUGAAAUUCUGCAUUACAGAUGCAGUGAAAUUUAGGAAGCACUGAGGUGACACUACACAAACCAGGACAUUCUACAUCUAGAUGCUGUCUGUUGGUACCUCGUAACAUUCAAGUUGUUUUGGUGUGUAGUUUCAGUAUUAUAAUACCCCAGUAUUGUCAAGUCAAUAAUUGCCAUACUAUUGUGAUCUCAAGAGUCUUUUUGAAGGCAGUAAUAAAGCAUGAAUGCUAUUUUGUAUUGGACGAUUUAAUAUAACAGGAGUAAUCUGAGUAAAUUCGGAUUAUAUACUGAAAACUGAAUGAGAACAAUUGAUUGGGAUGAGUAAUUCUGAAAUUGUAUGUAAACGGUCUACCUGUAAAUCACAAUCCCAGUGACACAAUUAAUUUAAGAUCACCUGAUUAGCCUUCACCAAAUGUGAGGAGUUAUUGCUCCAGAGUUACAGAUUUGUUUAUUUAGUCAGUAGUCAUAUUGACUUCCUCUGCAGUGUAACCAAAGAUAUCAAUAUAAUUAUAAAUAAAUUAUGCUCCAAAUUA